Messenger RNA from Schistosoma turkestanicum, 369 nucleotides. Lineage: Eukaryota; Metazoa; Platyhelminthes; Trematoda; Strigeidida; Schistosomatidae. The record is from the annotation of a GenBank genome assembly.
CAGACUGAAUUAUUUGAAUUACAAAAUGCUAUUAAUCAAUGUAUACCAAAACAUCUUGUCAUAUCGGAACAUUGUUAUUUACAACGACCACCUUCUCUUUGUUUUACAAAUACUACUAAUAAUACUACUAAUGAAAUAAUAGCAGCAGCAGCAUCACAAAAAUACAAUGGUCAUAAUAAUAAUUUGAAAUUGACUAAUAAUGUGGAAUUAUGUCGACGUGUCUCAUCCACAUCGCUGAAUAAUGAUGGUGAUGGUGGUGGUGGUGGUGGUAAUAAAACCAGAAAAUUAUCAAGUGGUGAACCAAUUCAAGAUGGUGAAAGUGAAUGCUCAUCAUCUAAAGCAGGUUUUAUUGUACGUGUGUUUGAUUGA